AUGGAAGACGAUUAUGGAAGUCAAAACCAAAAUUUAACAGGGAAUGAUACCAAUAUUUUCCCUAAGACGUCAGAAAGAUCUGCUAUGCCUUCAACAAGAUCUCACAGCACUAAAAAUAUUACUAAUGCAAUGUUUGAAGAGUCAGAAGAACUCGAAGACACAGUUGUGGCACAAACUAUGCAGGAAUUAGAUGCUGAUAUUCUGCAAGCGAUGGAGAAUCUUAGUAUCACUGAUGACGAUAUCAAGCACUCAACUUCUAAUGAUCAGAGCAACCAAAAUCCUACGAAUACAACAGGUGAAGCAAAGAAUCCAAGCAACCAAGACCAAGGUAGCACUGAAAUUGAUCCCUUAGUGAUUGGGGACUACAUCCAGAUAAUUUCUAAUGAGCUUCUCAAGGAGCUUCAAAACACACAAGAUUUAGAUACAGGACUAGUGACCAUCAAUAAAGCGAUGCAAUACGUUAAAGACGAGGCUGAAAGAAGGAUUAAAGCAAAAUUCAAAAAGCCAGUGGUGAAGCUAUAUUCUGACAAUUUGGUACUCAAGAAAGCAGUACGGAUCCUCUUCAAUAAGCUUGAGCUCUACAAAGCAAACCAAAAAAUGAUUAGAGAGUAUGAAGAGAUGAAGGCUAUGCUGUAUCAAAAAGAUCAGGAAAUAAAGAGGCUCAAAGACAAAGAGAUGGAGCUAAACUUCCGACUCAACUCUCAAACGUGCCAUCUCUCCUUCAACAUGGAUGAAUAACUCUCGGGUUUAUUUAAACUAUAAAAG
This is a messenger RNA of Moneuplotes crassus, 765 nucleotides long. Lineage: Eukaryota; Ciliophora; Spirotrichea; Euplotida; Euplotidae. The record is from the annotation of a GenBank genome assembly.